AAUUUUAAAUAACUUCAGUGUUCUUUUCAAAGAGACAUUACUACAAGAAGAAAAUGGUAUCAUUGAAACUUUUCACUUUUGUUGUGCUGGUAUAUACCGCAAAUGCUGGAAAAGACUUAGACCUUGGUUACAAACUGGUAGACUGUCUUCAAAAAGCAAUGAUUCUGGGGAUUCCUUCCUUGGGCUACAAGUCUCACGAUCCCCUAAUCAUUUCAAGAAACCUGUAUUGGACAUUAGAUUUUGGAUUCUCUAGUGCCUCUUUCAAUGUCAGCAAUAUGAUAUGGUAUGGGCUUCCUCAGUGGAAUGUUACUGCUAAACAAUUGACCGAAGACCAUGAACCACAUGUGAUAUUUGACUACAACAUCCACUGGAACAAAUGGCUACUUACUUCAUUGUAUAAAGUCGACAUCGAUGCUAAUUCGAAUCCUAGUGCACUGGAGGGAAACAUGAAUAUUACUAUGGAUAACACAGACUGGUGGGGAAGAGUUAAUUUCACGAAGCCAGGAUUCAAUUUGACUGAACAAAUAAAUGAUCUCACUGUCUACUGGACUGCCGAUCAAGUUGGUCUAAGCUUCACUGGCUUAGGAGACAUAGAAGAAAUCGUUUCAUCGACUUUAGGGUUCACAAUCAAAAAUUUUCUGAACUCUGGGGCUCUGGGAAAUAAACUAGGAGAGUUUUUCCAUACCAGGCUGAACACAAACUAUUUCCAACAAAAUGAGAAGAUUGAUGCUAUCCUUGAAUUUUGUCGAACUACUCCUUAUCCAGAUGGUUUUAAACCGAAACCAUAAACCUGAUUGUGAUUAUUAUUUACUUUAUGCCGAAACUUAAGAUAUUAUUAAUUUACAUUUGUGCUACAAUAUUUUUGAUGAAUAUUAUUGAAUUUUUUCGAACAAUAGAAUUAAUGCAUUGCAAAA
This is a messenger RNA of Leptinotarsa decemlineata (Colorado potato beetle), 914 nucleotides long. RefSeq lists its product as uncharacterized. The record is from RefSeq and is a predicted model, not a curated record. Lineage: Eukaryota; Metazoa; Arthropoda; Insecta; Coleoptera; Chrysomelidae.